UUGACAUAACGUAAAAUUAUAACGGUAGAAACUUGAAAAGUAGUUAAGUUAAAUAUAUUGUUCUACGCGAAUAAAACAACCGAAAUUGUAGAUAAACAAGAAUAUUUACCUGCGUAAUCCAUACAAACAAAAAUAUGGAGGUUGAUUUGAAGGAAGUAGCGGAUCUGGAAACUAAAAUUAUCAACCAUGAAGCUUAUAACAAACCAUAUAAAUGGUCAGCUAAAGACUUUGAACUUGGCUCCAGUAUGGGGCGUGGUAAGUUUGGACACGUUCACGUCGCACGAGAGAAAAAGACUGGCUAUCUAGUAGCUAUUAAAGCACUGUUCAAAUCACAAAUAUUGAAAUCCAGAUGCGAGCGUCAGGUUAUGAGAGAAAUUGAAAUACAAUCACACUUAAAGCAUCCAAAUGUUCUAAGACUAUUAACAUGGUUUCAUGAUGAAAAACGAAUAUAUCUUGUAGUGGAAUUCGCUGCUGGUGGAGAGCUUUAUAAGCACUUGACUAGCUCGCCUAAAGGAAGAUUUCCAGAAAACAAAGCUGCAAAAUAUAUUUAUCAGGUUGCAGAUGCAGUUGAUUACUGUCAUCAACACCAUGUGAUUCAUAGAGAUAUAAAGCCAGAGAACAUUUUAGUGGCAUACAAUGGUGACCUCAAACUUGCAGACUUUGGCUGGUCUGUGCAUGCUCCAUCAGAAAGACGUAAGACAAUGUGUGGCACACUGGACUAUCUCCCUCCAGAGAUGAUUAAAAGAGAAGUGUACAAUGUUUCUGUUGACCACUGGUGUAUUGGUGUACUCUUGUAUGAGUUCCUUGUGGGUAAACCACCCUUUGAAAGUGAUGGCCAAGACAAAACAUACGCCAGAAUCUUAGCUUUAGACAUGACUUACCCUAGAUUUGUACCUGAAGGCGCCAAAGAUCUUAUUUCGAAGCUUCUAAAGACCUCAAGUAAAGAUAGAUUGUCGCUUGAUGGUGUAAAAAAACAUUAUUGGGUGCAACAAUUUCAUAAUGUAAAAUAAUGCUCGUUUAAUUGUGCCCUAUGAUUAUUAACUUUAAC
This is a messenger RNA of Pararge aegeria (speckled wood butterfly), 1048 nucleotides long. It is a transcript of the gene aurB, whose product is annotated as aurora kinase B. The transcript is spliced from 6 exons. NCBI's taxonomy places the organism in Eukaryota, Metazoa, Arthropoda, Insecta, Lepidoptera, Nymphalidae. Gene Ontology annotation, molecular function: protein kinase activity; ATP binding. The coding region runs from base 135 to 1010 and encodes 291 amino acids. The record is from RefSeq and is a predicted model, not a curated record. Gene Ontology annotation, biological process: regulation of cytokinesis; protein phosphorylation; mitotic spindle organization. Gene Ontology annotation, cellular component: spindle midzone; spindle pole centrosome; spindle microtubule.